CUACUACUAGAAGCAACAACAUCGUAGUUUCCGAUUCAUAUCAUAUCUCUUUCUUCCUCAGACCUUAGCCGAGUGACAAACAAUGGCUAUGGACAUGGCUAUGGCAACCAUAUCCCACACACACACACGUUUAACAACCCAUCAUCAACUAUUAACAGCACUUUCAUCAUCCACAACACUUUCUCACCUCAAACAAAUCCACACACAAAUUCUUCACUACAACUCCAACAACAAUGAACACUCAAACAACACCCUCCUUUCAAAACUAGUUCUUUCUAUUUGCACCCUCUCUUCUUCCUCUUCAAGCCUCCAUUACGCUCUCUCUGUUUUCUCCCAAAUUCCAAACCCACAGACCCAUCUCUCCAACAAACUCCUUCGUCAUCUCUCUCGCAGCCCUUUUCCAGAAAAGACCCUUUUCCUUUAUCAGAAGCUUAGAACAAUUGAUGCAUCCACUCUUGAUCGUUUUAGUUUUCCGCCAUUGUUGAAAGCUGUUUCUAAAGUUUGCGCUUUUAAUCAUGGUUUGGAGAUUCAUGGCCUUGCUUCAAAGCUUGGAUUAGUUUCUGACCCGUUUAUUGAAACCGGCUUAAUUGCAAUGUAUGCCUCGUGUCGCCGUAUCAUGGAUGCACGGUUACUGUUUGAUAAAAUGUCUCAUCCGGAUGCUAUAGCUUGGAAUACCAUCAUUGAUGGGUACUGCCAGAAUGGUCAUUAUGAUGACGCUUUAAGGCUCUUUGAAGAUAUGAAGAGCUCUAAUAUGAAGCCUGAUUCUUUUAUCCUUUGUACUGUGCUUUCUGCUUGUGGUCAUGCUGGGAAUUUAAGCUAUGGCAGAACAAUUCAUGAGUUUGUGAAGGAUAAAGGUCUUGCUAUUGACUCGCAUUUACAAAGUGCUCUCAUUAACAUGUAUGCAAAUUGUGGUGCAAUGGAGUUGGCUAGGGAAAUAUAUGACGGACUUUCGUUGAAAAAUAUGAUUGUUUCUACUGCGAUGCUUUCUGGUUAUGCAAAACUUGGAAUGGUUAAGGGUGCUCGUUUCAUAUUUGACCAAAUGGUUGAAAAGGACUUGGUGUGUUGGAGUGCCAUGAUAUCUGGUUAUGCUGAAAGUGAUCUGCCUCAAGAGGCUCUUAAAUUGUUCAAUGAAAUGCUACAGCAGAGAAUAGAGCCUGAUCAUAUCACAAUGCUGAGUGUCAUUUCUGCUUGUUCUCAUGUUGGCGCGCUCGUUCAAGCAAAAUGGAUUCAUACAUAUGCAGAUAGAAAUGGGUUUGGAAGAUCUCUAUCUGUUAACAAUGCACUGAUUGAUAUGUAUGCCAAAUGUGGGAACUUGGUCAAGGCAAAAGAGGUGUUUGAGAAUAUACCGAGAAAAAAUGUUAUAUCGUGGUCCAGUAUUAUCAAUGCAUUUGCAAUGCAUGGAAAUGCAGAUAGUGCUAUAAAACUUUUCCAUAGGAUGAACGAAGAAAAUAUUAUGCCCAAUGAUGUUACAUUUAUAGGUGUCCUUUAUGCUUGCAGUCAUGCAGGUUUAGUUGAGGAAGGCCAAAAACUAUAUUCAUCCAUGAUUAAUGAGCAUGGCAUAUCUCCCACUCUUGAACACUAUGGUUGCAUGGUUGACCUGUACUGUAGAGCCAAUAAUUUGAAAAAAGCUAUGGAGCUUAUUGAGACAAUGCCUUUUACACCGAAUAUUAUCAUUUGGGGAUCCCUCAUGUCUGCUUGUCAAGUUCAUGGUGAGGUUGAGUUAGGGGAAUUUGCUGCCAAGCGGCUUCUUGAGUUAGAGCCUGAUCAUGAUGGAGCCCUUGUGGUUUUGUCAAACAUAUACGCCAAAGAAAAAAGGUGGAAUGAUGUUGGACUGAUCAGGAAAUCAAUGAGUUAUAAAGGUAUCUCAAAGGAGAAGGCAAGUAGUAGGAUUGAAAUGAACAAUGAGGUACAUAUGUUUAUGAUGGCUGAUAGAUAUCAUAAACAGUCAGAUGAAAUAUAUGAGAAGUUAGAUGAGGUAGUCGGUCGAUUGAAGUUGGUCGGUUACAAACCGAGCACCUCAGGCAUUUUGAUUGAUUUAGAAGAGGAAGAUAAAAAAGAUUUGGUUCUGUGGCAUAGUGAAAAGUUAGCAGUUUGCUAUGGGCUAAUUAGUAGGAGGAAAGAAUCAUGCAUUCGUAUAGUUAAAAAUCUUAGAAUAUGUGAGGAUUGUCACUCUUUCAUGAAGUUCGUCUCAAAGGUGUAUGAAAUAGAUAUUGUUGUGAGAGAUAGGACUAGAUUUCACCAUUGCAGUGGUGGUAGUUGUUCUUGUAGAGACUACUGGUGAUUCAUCUGUAUUAGUAAAUUGAAUUAUAUUGCAGCAUCCUCAUUUUUGUCAUUGUCUUGUA
Molecule: messenger RNA, 2342 nt
Organism: Trifolium pratense (red clover)
Lineage: Eukaryota; Viridiplantae; Streptophyta; Magnoliopsida; Fabales; Fabaceae
Product: pentatricopeptide repeat-containing protein At4g14820
Exons: 2
Coding region: 83-2281 (732 amino acids)
Biological process (GO): RNA modification
Molecular function (GO): zinc ion binding; RNA binding; protein binding
Source: RefSeq, a predicted model, not a curated record